AUGGCCGAUGUGGAAAGUGUAAACAAUGCGCCGCUGCCAGAUCGGCCGCGCAAAAGGCGCCGUCGCACGAUGGCCUGCACGCAAUGCCGCAGUCGCAAAUUGCGUUGCGAUCGCGAAUAUCCAACGUGCACCCGCUGCUUGAAGAGCCGAACCCCGACCAAAUGCACCUACGAGGACGGCUUCUUGUGGCAGCAGCCCACCACCGUGACUGCUGCAGCCUUUGCUGCAGAUCGAGGAAAUGGACAUUCGAUCAUGUCUAUGCCUCCCCGGACCGAGCAGGCCGAGUUUAUUAAUACUGAGACUCCCCCAGACUCGGGGAUCGGAGCAGCGUCGACUCGGUCGGAAACUCUCGUUUCGACUAUUGCGCCCGAUUCGGGCUCAACUGCUCGUCCAGAGGGUGGACCGCACCACAGGGGACGGCAUUCGGGGAAGGAGAGGGGCUUCCUGGAGACGGUUCUUGGAGCCCCCAAGGCUGCUGUGAAUCAGGAGCCUUAUGUGAAUACUGGCCUUUUGCAGCGGCCAAAACGUCCCGCGCCGGAAGAGGCGACCCCUUUCUCGUCACAAAUGGACCGGGGCGAUGAUGGUGAUGAGGAAAUCGACGAUGUACUGUCUCCAUCGCAUCAAUUGGAUCUUUCCCCUCGUAUGAUGAUGAGAGGUCGCGAGACCAAGACUCGGUUUAGCGGGUCGGGUAUCUACGCCAAUGUGGUUGCUCAGUUUCCUGACAUCAGAGCUUUUGCUGAGGAAAUUCGUCUGGCCAACCCAAUCCUCUCACGGGUGCGACCCGACCUGGAGCGGGUGAAACGGGGACUAUGGAAGCGCAAGCCACUCAAUGAGCCCUUUCCCGAACCCACGAUUACUUCUCUGAUCUCCCUUCUGCCGGCAAAGCCAGUAGCUGAUGCGCUGAUCGGAGUCUACUUGACAUACAUCGAGUCCACACACUGCGUCUUCCAUGUCCCCACCUUUCUUCAAGAGGUGGACGAAUUCUGGAGGAUAAUGGAUAACCCUGGCGCCGUCUCAGCUGGGUUUGUCGUGCAACUGCUCCUGGUGCUUGCCUGUGCCUGGAAUCUGGCCGAUGUGGCUAGUUUGCAAGAGAAGAGCGCCACUCCACUCAAAUGCUAUACCGCAGUGGAAUGGGUGUUGCAUGCAGAAAAGUGGAUCGAUAAUGCACAUAUCAAGCGGCUUGAUCUUACUUCUCUACGGCUCUACAUUCUGCUGAUCAUGGCGCAAAAUUGCUUUGGCACGAAACGCAGUAAGGCAUGGCUUGCUACUAGCACAUUGGUUAAGCAGGCAAUGCUCUCUGGUUAUCAUCGCGACCCAGACAAAUAUGCUCGGAUUUCAAUCUUCAACAAAGAGAUGCGCCGGCGCAUCUGGAUGACCAUUGUGGAAUUGGACCUGCAAGUGGCUAUUGACCGAGGCAUGCCACCCUCGGUCCAAACUUUAGAUUAUGAUACACUGCCUCCUCUGAAUAUUGAUGACGACGAGAUUCAUGAAAAUUCAACUGAAACCCCCGCAGACCGACCGCUGAGCGAGAUGACAGAUUCAUCCUUCCAGAGUGCAUUGGGCCGGUCUCUUGCUCUUCGACUUAAAGCCUGCCACUUGAUGCACUCGCCUCGGGUCAGUUGUCGCUACGAAGAGAUUCAGCGCCUAGAUUGGGAAUUGAAUCGACAACUUUCUCGGAUCCCUCAGUGGACCACGAAUGAUGCAAAUGACCUCGUUACUCAGCACAAGAUCACGCUAUGGAAAGCUACCAUUGAGACAAAAUUGGCGCAAAGCUUGCUCUCCAUUCACACCCCAUUCGCCAUCGAAUCAAGGAAGGAACCGCUGUUUUCACCUUCGGCACGGUCUCGCCUGGAUGCCGCAACCAUGAUUCUCUCGACCCAGAAGCGACUUCACGAAACCUCUCGGCCAUUGUCACUAUGUCUACUUGGUGAAUGGACCCUACAGGCGUACAUCUCUAUGUGCCAAGUGCUCCAUAAUUCGGAUCAUCAAAACUCUUACUCUUCCCACCCUUCAUCUUCCGCCUUCCUCCUGCAUACUAUACCCGGCCUUCCAGACUCACUACUUUCCCUGGUUGAAGCGGUCCUGAUCUCUCUCGAAGCUCGAUUCAUGUUAGUAGUCAAGGGAGCGAAAGACUACUUCUUCCUCUCAACUAUCGUAGCCUUGGUCAAAGCCAAAAUCUGGCCCACCCAGGCAGGCAUGUACAAACAACAAGUGGUGGAGCGAAUCUUGUCAUUUGCACAGACGCUCUUCACCCGGCAUGCGAAUUGCGAGCACCUGGGUAAACCGGGGAUGGGUAGUUUCCAAAACAAUCAGAUUGCGUCGUUCAUUGCGACUCCCGGCAUGGCACCGGUGCUACCCUCGGACUUUGAUUCCAUCCUCCCACCGCCAAAUCUUGGUGUUACGCCACCGGGCGAUUUCGAUCCUUUCUUGGAUGUCUUUGACUGGGAAGACUUGACGGGUAUUGCCCUCUGCAACUAG
This is a messenger RNA of Penicillium cataractarum, 2478 nucleotides long. RefSeq names its product putative C6 transcription factor. Gene Ontology annotation, molecular function: DNA-binding transcription activator activity, RNA polymerase II-specific; RNA polymerase II cis-regulatory region sequence-specific DNA binding; zinc ion binding. NCBI's taxonomy places the organism in Eukaryota, Fungi, Ascomycota, Eurotiomycetes, Eurotiales, Aspergillaceae. Gene Ontology annotation, cellular component: nucleus. Gene Ontology annotation, biological process: DNA-templated transcription; regulation of transcription by RNA polymerase II. The coding region runs from base 1 to 2478 and encodes 825 amino acids. The transcript is spliced from 5 exons. The record is from RefSeq and is a predicted model, not a curated record.